This is a messenger RNA of Paramuricea clavata, 3931 nucleotides long. Lineage: Eukaryota; Metazoa; Cnidaria; Anthozoa; Malacalcyonacea; Plexauridae. The record is from the annotation of a GenBank genome assembly.
AUGGACUGCAUCAACAAGAUUGAAAUAAGGCUAGCGGAGAUGAGAUCCAGUGCUCAAGAAUUUGAAAAGGUAGUACAAAGUUUAACAGAGAACUGAGAACGCCAAUGACUAGUAAAAUAUGUGUAUAUAAAUAUUACAGUAUAAAUAUUACCAAUAUCUAGUCAUUUCAGUGUAUUUAUUAUAGCUACAUAUACGUUUUAUUUUCCAGCUCAUUAGGAAAGUUGAAGAUUUGAAAAUACAAAUUGAUGUGACAAAUGAAAGCAGACCAAGAAAGGCACCAAAAAGACUCGAAGACUUUAUCGCUCAUGAUGUGGCACCCAGUGGACACGAUUCCAAUGAUCUUAAAACGGAACUCAAACGUGUAUAUAUAUGUGCGAUUGACAGCAUCGUGAGUUUGAUGAAGGAAAGGUUUGAUCAAAAUGACAUUAAAACAGUCAAAGAUAUCAACCGAAUGCUAAUCGCAUGUGCUAACAACGAGGUCGAUGUCACCACUGAAUAUGUCAUUAAGCACCUUGGCGUCGCUGCGAAAUUCGUGCAAGUAGAACUUUUGAUUGACGAAUUGAAAGACCUACAUGUCCACGUCAAUUUGUACAACAUGGAACUUAAACUGGAAUCUAUGCCUGUAAUUAAAAAGGUUACUGCUGUAUCAACUAUCCAAGGCGUGUUGAAUACGAAGCCUGUCUCGAAAGCUUCACUUCCUGAGACGCAUAAGCUGUUAAUUCUCUUGUUAAGUGUUUUAAGUGCCUUUUCAUUUUUGUUUGUGCCCUUUUGUCAAAAAUAUGCCCUUUUUAAUAACAAAUUGCACCCGUUGCCCUGAAUAACUUCCGGCAUCCCUGAAUGAAUACAAAUAUCUUGAUUCAAAUAGAUCAAAUAAAAGAGGUGGUGGUGUAGGUUUAUAUGUUUCAAGACAACUAGAUUUUAAAAGUCGAAAUAAAUUAGAUAAAAACAUAUAUAAUACAAUUGAGACAAAGUUCAUCGAAAUAAUAAAUAAGAAUGGUAAAAAUAUCAUUAUCAGGAUAGUCUAUAGACCACCAAGUGGUAAUUUUGAAUCAUUUAAACAACCACUGAAUGUAAUAUUAGAAAUGGUCGGCAGGGAAAAUAAACUAUGUUACUUGAUGUGAGUCUUGUGAUUAUGCCAAUUAUUUUACUGAACAAUUAUUCACAUCAUCCUUUUUCCCACUUAUUACUAAAGCAACUAGAAUAAUCAUCACACUGCCACAUUAAUCGAUAACAUUUUUACCAAUAACCUGGAACAACUUGAUGACAGUAUCAACGACAUCAUUUUCAGCGAUAUUUCAGAUCACUUGCCAAUAGUGCAUAUAUUCAAUACUAAUAUUUCUGGUAAAAACACCAGGGAAAAUCUUAAUACAACAUAUCAAAGAAUAUUUGAAUACAAGUCGUUUCGCCCCCAAGUCAUUUUGCCCCAAGUCAUUUUGCCCCAAGUCAUUUUGUCCCCAAGUUGCUAAGUCGAUUUGUCUCAACGUUUCGUUGCCAAACAACUUCAAAUGAUGGAUAUAUUAAAAAUAUAGUCAAGAAUACACAGACAUAUAAAUGUUGUCAUUGUCACUGAGUAACUAUUUGCAAGCUACCCUUAUGUGUGCGAUUUUUUUCAUGAAUGUUUAUGUUUCAAACAUUUUAUAUUGUCUGUUUCAUUCCAUACAUAUUUGAAAGAUGAGUAUAAUACUGGGAUUGAGUCAUUUUUCUAUUUAUAAUUUGAUAUUCUUUCAUUUUGAAAGAAUAUUGUUUUGUUCGGCUAUUGUCAAAACCUAAUCACCGUUCUGGGAAUUGUUUCGUUCGUCCAUUGUAAAAACUAAUCACUGCGUUGAUUUCCAACUUUGUCAAACCUUUUCGCACUUUUGUUUUCGUUUGAAAUGUUACGUUUUGUCAGUAAUUCUGUCACCUUAAUAGUGAAUAGCUUUUUGCGUGUUUGCUGUUUGAUCCAUAUGUCCACAAUACUCGCAAAUAUGGGUGAUUUUGUUUGUUUGUAAGAGAUAUUGAAUUCACUAGCUAACUUGGGGCUGAAAGACUUGGGGGCGAAACGGCUUGGGGGCGAAACGACUUGGGGGCGAAAUGACCGGAUACCGAAUAUUUAAUGAAACUAUUACAGAAGCAUUUAAAAAUGCAAUUAAAUCCCUUUCAUGGAACAAAAUAUUAAAUGAAACAAAUGAUGUGGAAAUGGCCUAUAAUGAGUUUUUGGAAACGUUUACAGAUGUAUACCAGGCAAAUUUUCCACUAAAGAAAAAACAAAACAGUAAAAAAGUAAAUAAAACAAAAAGUCCAUGGAUGACUAACAGUAUAUUAAAGUCAGUUAGAAACAAAAAUAAACUUUACAAAGCCUUUCUCAUGAAUCGAAAUAGCAAAAAUGAACAAUUGUACAAAGAUUAUAAAAAUAAACUAAACCAUAUUAUAAAAAGGACAAAGAAAACCUACUAUAAGCACCAGUUAAUAAAAUAUAAGCAAAAUUCGAGAAUGAUGUGGAAAACCCUAAAUGAAUUACUCAAUAGAACAAAACAUCCCCGAAUCUGCACAGUCAAAACGUCCCCAAGGCCAAAAACCCCUAACUCUUGUGUUCAAAUAAAUUGAACUGCAACUAAAUUAUAAAAGAAUAAACAUGUUCAUAGACAUAGAGUUACGACAUGGGAGUAUGCAACUCUGAAUUAAUUGCUUUAUUUGGCAACAUAUUUGCAAAUAAUUGUAAUGGUGCCAAGAUUUCAGAAUGUUUUAGUGUUUGUAAAUUUAAGCCAACUGUCAUGAUGCAUACAUACCCUCACCAAAUCACCAAUAUAUGAAAUUUAGCAAGGAAAUUUAGCCACUAAACAACAUAUUCACCUAAUAAAAUCAUAACUAUCUGACCCUGGUUGAAUAUAUCAAACCGUGGUUGAUUUAGUUCCUUUAUCAGAUCAGAAGAAAUCCAAAAAUAUUAUGUGUGAAAAUAGUUUAAAAUUACUCCAAAACUGACAGAAUAUCUGACAUUUAGCCAACAGAUUUGAAUUUAUUUGGGAUAUUUUGACAUGAGUUGGUGGGGACGUUUUGACCUGGGGACGUUUUGACUGCAAAGCCAUCAAAUAUAUUAGAUGACCUCAAAACAAUAGCUGACAAUUUCAGUGAGUAUUUCAUAAAUAUUGGUCCUAGUUUGGCAAAUAAGAUAAAAAACAAUGAUAAUAACAGGUUCGAAAAAUAUCUCAAAGGUAGUUAUCAAUCCAGCUUCUUUCUUAAUCCUAUCACAGACAGUUGAAGUUGAACUGAAAAAUACGAAAUCAAGAUUUCAUAGAAAAACUGUGCCCUCGGUCUUGAAAAUGUCCCUCGCCCUUUGGGCUCAGCCGUUUUCAAGACCACGGGCACAGUUUUUCUCAUCCGGACCUCGCAGCCGGUAAAUAACAUAUAUAUAUUUACCAUACUAGCUUACUUACAUGUUAAUUAGUGGCAACUGUUUCAUAUGUUCUUUUUUUUAAUUUUUUGCUGCUUAAUUUUGGCUUACAUGGAUUAAUUUCUCAUUUUGUCUGUCGGGUACCGAUGUGGGCCAUCGGCCCAGUAUUUUUAUUUGAAUUUUUUGUUGUAUUUUUGACAUUCGUAGCUUUUUUUCAACUUUUUGCUGCUUAAUUUUGGCUUUCACUUCUGCAUGUUGGCAGCUCUCUCCUUACAUUUUUUAUUUAUUCGUAUGACAUAAGCAAGGUAAAAAAACAUGCAGGAAGUAAUGAGAACACUUGUGAAAGCAAAUGAGUGUGGCAGACCGAGUUCACAUGUGCUGAUGUACACAACGUGCCCGUCUUGUGGUGAUGAUCGUGAUGAAACAGUUUGUGAACUUGUCAAAUUGCAAAUAGUUGAUUGUAAGACUAUUGAAGAUGAAGAGGCAAUUGUGAAUUUGCCUGACCCUGACCGAAAAAUCCUGUCGAACAAGCAGCCCAAAAUAACACAUCCGAGCGAGCAGUGA